Molecule: messenger RNA, 971 nt
Organism: Cucumis melo (muskmelon)
Lineage: Eukaryota; Viridiplantae; Streptophyta; Magnoliopsida; Cucurbitales; Cucurbitaceae
Exons: 4
Coding region: 147-797 (216 amino acids)
Biological process (GO): protein stabilization; protein folding; protein import into mitochondrial matrix
Cellular component (GO): mitochondrion
Molecular function (GO): zinc ion binding; protein-folding chaperone binding
Source: RefSeq, a predicted model, not a curated record
UGUGUCCUCAAAACUCUGUUCUCACUUCUUCCUCCCCGCGAUAUUUUUCUUCCUUCCAUCUCUGUUUUCCCUCUUCUCUCUUUCUCAUUCUCAACUCCGUCUCCGGCUAUCGCUUCUCUCCGAUCAAGUUUUCGAUUUUCCUGGCUAUGGAAUCUCUGAUCAACGCUUCUUCUGCUGCGAUCGUUUCCUCUUCUUCCUCUUUUCCUAUAUCUUCUCCUAUCAGGAACCUUCCUCUUAGAUCUUUCCAAGUUCCGCACGCCUCCAAAGGUAACGACAAUGAAUCUGAUUCUCAGUCUGAUUCGAACAAUAUCAGGAACCUUCCAAUCCUCAGUAAACGGCAUCUCUCCCUUUCUCCUCUUUCCAAGGAUGUCGCAAUGGGAAUGGUGCUUAGUGCAGCCACGGGAAGAGGGUGGACGACAGGGUCUGGCAUGGAAGGUCCCCCAGCUCCGGCUGGGCUGGAGGCCAAAUCAGGCACAGAGAAUGUAUCCACUUUCCCAUGGUCUCUUUUCACAAAAUCUCCUCGGCGAAGAAUGCUUGUGGCUUUUACUUGUAACAUUUGUGGGCAACGAACAACACGGGCGAUUAACCCCCAUGCUUAUACUGAUGGCACUGUAUUUGUGCAGUGUUGUGGAUGCAACGCAUACCACAAGCUCGUGGACAACUUGAACCUAUUUCAUGAGAUGAAAUGCUACAUCAACCCAAGUUUUAACUAUGGGAGUAAUGGAUGGGGUGAUGUGAACUUCAAAUAUCUGGAUGUGGAAGAAGAUGGAAACGACGAUAUUUUCCCAAUACAAUGAGGUAAAUACUACGCUCAACUGCUCACUGAGUAUGUACAUUCUGGACUCAUCAGUACAAGAACAAUUAUUUGUUAUGUAUAUUGUUCUAUAUAUCAAAUAGGAACCCGAUUUGAACAUAGAAAUUGAAUACAUAGAUUCUGCAGGUCGCAAUCAGUAAAACAAAUUUUAAAAGCA